UCAGCAAUCGGGCUACCUGUGGUUGAAUACGUAGCCGCGCCUUGAAAAUUCAACAUGGCGACCGAACAGCAAACUAUAGAGAUCAGCCAACUUUCUUUGCCGCACCUCGAGGCUUUGCGGAACCAAGUCGAAGAGGAAGUCAAGGUUCUGAGUGACUCAAUGACACAACUGAAGCUGGCUCAACAGAAAUUUGUGGAUUCGAAGGAAAAUGUCGAAAAGCUUACCAGUAAAGGUCCAGGUAAACAGAUACUGGUACCUUUGAGUGCUUCCAUGUAUGUUCCGGGAACUUUAGAGAAUGUAGAUACUGUGUUGGUCGAUAUUGGUACUGGCUACUUUGCUGAGAAGAAUCUUAAUGAUGCAGCUUAUUAUUUCCAAGGGAAAAUAGAUUAUGUGACAAAACAAAUAGAAAAGCUUCAACCAAUUCUGAUUGAGAAGCACAAAAUGAGACAAGCUGUUGUUGAGAUUUUUAAUGUAAAAGUCCAGGCACAGCUUCAGCAAGGCCGCAAUGCUGUCUCUGCAUCCACAUAGGAAAGAAGAUACUAUUUAGAAUAUAAUAUCACAAAUAUCUGUUGCCACGAUUUCAAGUGCUGGUAAUACCCUGGUACAUUCGAGAGCCUUUAAAGGCUGAUUCAGACAGCACGAUUUAGUCAUAUAUGACCUGCCUUCCAAAUGUCUUAGCCCUGAUCUACACCACAACAUCAUAGUCAAGUGUUGUAGUGUGUAGGCCUGGAAGAGGUGUUUCAGCCAAGUUGCAUGCAACUAAAUCGCACUGUCUAAAUCAGCUGUAACACUGUUUCAUAAAUAGUGUAUUCCAAGUAAACCAAAUUUUUUUGUCAACUUCUUUUGCUAAACUAUAUUUUAUUUAUUGUUUGUCUUCACAUUUUCUAGCAAAAUUUCCAUUUGAUGUAACAUAAUUUCAGUUAUGAUAAAGGAUGCUUUUUUAUGUUUUAGGAUUUGGUUAGCAUGUAACAGCUUUUUUUAGCAAUAUAUAUUGGAAUAAAAAAAGUUUUUUUUCGUCA
Nematostella vectensis (starlet sea anemone) is the source of this 1019-nucleotide messenger RNA. Its product is annotated as prefoldin subunit 5. The coding region runs from base 55 to 528 and encodes 157 amino acids. The transcript has 6 exons. NCBI's taxonomy places the organism in Eukaryota, Metazoa, Cnidaria, Anthozoa, Actiniaria, Edwardsiidae. Gene Ontology annotation, cellular component: prefoldin complex; cytoplasm. The record is from RefSeq and is a predicted model, not a curated record. Gene Ontology annotation, biological process: regulation of DNA-templated transcription; protein folding.